Molecule: messenger RNA, 793 nt
Organism: Mercurialis annua (annual mercury)
Lineage: Eukaryota; Viridiplantae; Streptophyta; Magnoliopsida; Malpighiales; Euphorbiaceae
Exons: 1
Coding region: 80-658 (192 amino acids)
Source: RefSeq, a predicted model, not a curated record
GCCGCCACAUAUAUAUCCACAAAUCAACCACUUUUUUUAACUUCCUUAUCCUAACACAUUAUUCAAAAACAAAUCCUAAAUGGCCACAAUUCUCACUCCACCAUCUCUGCAACUCUCAACUACAACGACGCCGUUUUGCAUCUCCUUCCCUCCCAAAUCCAAACCUAGACUCUACUUCUCCUCCACAACCCGCGCCACCACCGACGACGAUCCAAAACCCGAAUCACCACCCGCUCCAGACUCCGACUCCGACUCCGACCCAUUCGAGUCCCGUCUCUCAAACGUCCGUCUCCGUUACCGUAGUGGAUCAGGUAAGAAAGCAGAAGCUAGAAAAUCCAAAAAGGGUAUAUCAAAAUCCGGGUCCGGAUCCGGAAUAUACCUGCCACCUGUACCUUUGAAGGAGGCGGUGUCGGGUGGGGUGAAAGUGGAGCUCGGGUUUAGCCCGUAUAGUGAGAGAGUAAAUGGGAGGGUAGCGUUACUAGGGUUAACGGCGUUAGUGCUGGUGGAAUUGGCGACGGGGAAGGGUGUGAUUAAUUAUCAUACGCCGGCGGUUGUGUUGCUUCAGGUUUAUUUUGUAGCGGCGGUUACUGCUUUGUAUAUUAAGUUUGAGAAGGAGAAAGUUAGUGUUUGGCCCCCAUCUUCUCCUGCUAAAGAAUGAAUUGGAAAUUGGAAGAGUUAUUUUUUUUUGGUUAAUUAAUAUGAUGAUUUAUUAUAUAUGUAAGUUUAUUUUUGUAAUUAGCGGUACAUUUGCUUGAUUGAGCUUAUUGAUUGUAUGAUACAAAAUUUUCUUGUA